This is a messenger RNA of Tachysurus vachellii, 3715 nucleotides long. Its product is annotated as zinc finger protein 585A-like. Gene Ontology annotation, biological process: regulation of transcription by RNA polymerase II. NCBI's taxonomy places the organism in Eukaryota, Metazoa, Chordata, Actinopteri, Siluriformes, Bagridae. The record is from RefSeq and is a predicted model, not a curated record. The transcript is spliced from 9 exons. Gene Ontology annotation, molecular function: DNA-binding transcription factor activity, RNA polymerase II-specific; RNA polymerase II cis-regulatory region sequence-specific DNA binding; histone methyltransferase activity. The coding region runs from base 203 to 3310 and encodes 1035 amino acids.
CCAAUCGCCAAAAAACACUGAGGAAGUAAGGAAAGACGCUGCAGGUUUCUAGCCUGAAAAGCUAAGCUAUUUGCCCCCGCUAAUAAUUUUUAAAUUAAAUGACUUCCGACAGUUUUAGAUUUGAUUCAGCUAGAAAUAAUAGCUCUGUGUGUGCUUGAUGAUUUAAAACGCCUUCCUGCUUUAAACCCUGAGACCUGUUAGAAUGAGUUCAGACAGAAAUUUCUCCUCCUCUCAGGAUCCUGAUGCUUCCUCACAGUUGUGUGCGGAUGUGAAAACAGAGACUUCAGGUAGAGGGAUGGAGCUCCAUGUGAAGCAGGAGGAGACUCUGGAGUCCAACGUCUACCACCAUGGAGAUGAUUUUGACAACACACCUGAAGUUAUCUCCAUUAAAGAGGAAGAAGCUGACAGUGAAUUCUACCUUUAUUGUGAAUUUUGCAAAUCUCACUUCUUCAACAAGUGUGAGGUUCACGGUCCAGCGCUCUUCAUCCCUGAUACUCCUGUUCCCUUGGGGGUCACUGACCGAGCCAGACAAACUCUUCCUCCUGGACUAGAGAUUCGGAAUUCCGAUAUUCCUGACGCAGGUCUGGGAGUGUUUAAUAAUGGGGAGAUUGUUCCAGUUGGUGCACACUUCGGACCCUACCAGGGAGAGCUGGUGGACCGAGAGGACGCCAUGAACAGCAGAUACUCCUGGGUGAUAUCACGACGUGGUCAGUGUGAAAAAUAUGUAGAUGCCAAAAGAGAGAUGCAUGCUAACUGGAUGCGGUAUGUGAAUUGUGCUCGUAAUAAAGGAGAGCAGAAUCUCAUGGCAUUUAUGUAUCAAGGAGGGAUUCUGUACCGAUGCUGUCGAGCCGUCGACCCAGGACAAGAGCUCUUGGUGUGGUACGAAGAGGAAUAUGCUAAAGAUCUUGGUCAUACGUUUGACUGCCUCUGGAAUAAAAAGUACUCUGCAAAUGAAGUAAAGAAAUCUGCAUUUCAACUUUUCUCCUGCUCAUUUUGUCCACUUUAUUAUACAUCUCAAAUUUACCUCAACAAACACAUCCAGAGCUUCCACUACGAAGAGGAUUUGAGGCACAAAUCAGGAGAGAGUCAGAUGCCCAUGAAUAGCUCCAGUAAUCAGCAAACAUCUGUUGCUCUUAGUUUCAACACCUCUCAGAAAGAAACACAGAAGAAAAGCGUUUGCUCAGGUAGCGGCAACAGCUUUACUCGUCCGAGUGCUCCGAAAACAUAUCAGUGCAGUCAAGCCGGGGAGAUGAUGUAUCACUGCUUACAGUGUGGUAAGAGUUUUAAUAAAAAGAGCAAUCUCCGAAAACACCAGCGCAUUCACACAGGUGAGAAGCCGUAUCACUGCUCAGAAUGCGAAAAGAGUUUUAUUCAAAAAAGUGAUCUCCGCCAACACCAGCGCAUUCAUACCGGAGAGAAGCCGUAUCACUGCACACAGUGCGGGAAGAGCUUUACACAUCAGAGUCAUCUCCAGCUACACCAGCGCAUUCACACAGGAGAGAAACCGUAUCAUUGCUCAGAGUGUGGAAAGCGCUUUAAUCAAAAGAGUAAUCUCCACGUCCAUCAGCGCAUUCACACAGGAGAGAAGCCGUAUCACUGCUCAGAGUGCGGGAAAAGUUUUACUCUACAGAGUCAUCUUCAUGUCCAUCAGCGCAUUCACACUGGAGAGAAGCCGUAUCAAUGCUCAGAGUGCGGGAAGAGCUUUACUCAUCAGAGUCAUCUCCAACGACACCUGCGCACUCACACGGGAGAGAAGCCGUAUCGCUGCUCUCAGUGUGAGAAGAGCUUUAAUCAUCAGAGUCAUCUCCAACGACAUCAGCGCACACAUACAGGAGAGAAACCGUAUCACUGCUCACAGUGUGGGAAGAACUUCUCUCAGCAAAGUACUCUCCAGCUACACCAGCGCAUUCACACAGGAGAGAAGCCGUAUCACUGCUCACAGUGUGGGAAGAGCUUUACUUAUUCACUUACCAAUCUCCGAAAACACCAGCGCAUUCACACAGGAGAGAAGCCGUAUCACUGCACACAGUGCGGGAAGAGCUUUACACAUCUGAGUCAUCUCCAGCUACACCAGCGCAUUCACACAGGCGAGAAACCAUAUCAUUGCCCAGAGUGUGGAAAGUGCUUUAAUCAAAAGAGUAAUCUCCACGUCCAUCAGCGCAUUCACACGGGGGAGAAGCCGUUUCACUGCUCUGAGUGUGGGAAAAGUUUUACUCUACAGAGUCAUCUCCAACGACAUCAGCGCAUUCACACUGGAGAGAAACCGUAUCACUGCUCACAGUGUGGGAAGAACUUCUCUCAGCAUAGUACUCUCCAGCUACACCAGCGCAUUCACACAGGAGAGAAGCCGUAUCACUGCUCAGAGUGUGGGAAGAGCUUUACUUAUUCACUUACGUUUAAGACCCACAAGUCUAUCACCUCUGGGAAAGAAAUGCAGAGUGAAAUUUACCACUGCUCAGAGUGUGGAAGGAGAUUUACGAGUCAAAGUGCUCUCAGAGUUCAUCAGUGCUGUCACGCAGGAGAGAAGCCGUACCGCUGCUUACAGUGCGGGAAGGGUUUUAAUCAAAAAUGUACUCUCCGAAAACACCAUCGCAUUCACACAGGAGAGAAACCGCAUCGCUGCUCACAAUGUGGGAAAGGUUUUAUUCAAAAGAGUGAUCUCCAGCAACACCAGCGAACUCAUACAGGAGAGAAGCCGUAUCACUGCACACAGUGCGGGAAGAGCUUUAAUCAUCAUAGUCAUCUUCAUCUUCACCAUCGCAUUCACACUGGAGAGAAACCGUAUCAGUGCCCAGAGUGUGGAAAGCGUUUCACCCAAAAGAGUAAUCUCCAAGUCCAUCAGCGCAUUCACACGGGGGAGAAACCGUACCACUGCUCACAGUGUGGGAAGAGUUUUACUCUACAAAGUAAUCUUCAACUCCAUCAGCGCAUUCACACCGGAGAGAAGCCACAUCACUGCUCACAGUGUGGGAGGAGCUUCACUCAUCAGAGUACUUUUCAACGACACCAGCGCAUUCACACGGGAGAGAAGCCGUAUUACUGUACAGAGUGUGAAAAGUGUUUUAAUCAUCAGAGUCAUCUUCAGCGACAUCAGCGAAUUCACACAGGAGAGAAACCGUAUCACUGCUCGCAGUGUGGGAAGAACUUCUCUCAGCAGAGUAGCCUUCAUGUCCACCAGCGUGUUCACACGGGAGAAAAGCCGUAUCAGUGCUCACGGUGCGGCAAAAGUUUCGCUUAUUCGCUUACGUUCAAAACCCACAAGUGCACUAACACAGAACCAUCACCUUAUUUGAACUAUUUGUCAAAUUAAAUAUGAUUAAAUGAUAUGGUACAUUCGUGGUGAAGGUGUUGGGCUACCAAUCAGAAGGUUGUGAGUUUGAUCCCACUGUUGGGCCCCUAAGCAAGUUCCUUAACCCUCAAUUGCUCAGUUAUAUAAAAAUGAGAUAAUGUAAGGGUCUAACCCUAACCCUAACCCUGACCCUAACCCUAACCCUAACCCUGACCCUAACCCUAACCCUGACCCUGACCCUGACCCUAACCCUAACCCUGACCCUAACCCGCUCUGGAUAAGGGCGUCUGCCAAAUGCUGUAAAUGUAAAUGUUGAAAAAUUGUUUAUUUAGACAUUCGGGUAAAAGGCAACCUGUAAACUGAAAAUUUAUGUAAACAGCAGAAAAGUGCCACUAUUUUGGUCCAAAUAAACUAUAUAAAUGUAAA